Messenger RNA from Pestalotiopsis fici W106-1, 1242 nucleotides. RefSeq lists its product as uncharacterized. Gene Ontology annotation, molecular function: FAD binding. The record is from RefSeq and is a predicted model, not a curated record. Bases 1 to 1242 code for a protein of 413 amino acids. Lineage: Eukaryota; Fungi; Ascomycota; Sordariomycetes; Amphisphaeriales; Sporocadaceae. The transcript has a single exon.
AUGGCCUCGACUGAUGAAGUCCUCAUCAUUGGUGCCGGCGUCGGGGGUCUCUGCUUGGCGCAAGGCUUACACCACCGCGGCAUUCCCUUUCGGGUCUUUGAGCGCAACGAGUCCCUCGCGGCCAAGAGCCAAGGGUAUCGGUUCCGGCUCGUGAACCCAGGCAUCGAGGCGUUGGAGCGGACGCUGUCGCCGGAGCUCUGGGACCUGCUGGAGCGGACACAUGCCCGCGAUAGCCCCCCGGAUCUGCUCCGAAUGGACGCCCACACGGGCGCUACCACGCUGGCAUCGCCUGCCGAGGGAGCCACGGACCGUGAGCGCCGCUGCUACCCGAUUGACCGGCCGUGGUUUCGUGAGCUGCUGCGUCUAGGCAUCGAGGACCGCAUCGAGUUCGGCAAGGCCUUUGUGAGCUUCGAGUACGAGGAUGGAGGGUCAGAGGGUAUACGAGCCUCGUUUGCCGAUGGCACUUUGGCAAGGGGAAGCCUUUUGGUCGCUGCCGACGGCGUACAUUCACGGGUACGCCGGGCGCGGUUCCCGGACCUCCGGCCGCACCUCGAUGUGCGACGGACCGUCAUGUGGGGACGGACGCCGCUGACGGCCGAGUUCGAGCGGCGGUUUGCCCGUCCCGAUAUUCUCGCCAACCACUUUGCGUACAUGGUCGACCCCACCAACGCGGCCCGGAGCUGCUUAUUCGCGCCCAUCCGCUGGCCUGGCGACGUUGCCGCGCUGUCGGGCGGGAGGCUGUCCAAGACGUCCGACUACAUGUUCUGGGCGCUCACCUCGGAGGCGCCGACGACCAGGGAUGUGAAUUCCACGCCCGAGGUACGAGCUGGAUAUGCGUUGGAAAUCACAGAAAACUGGCAGUCCAAUCUCCGCAGUCUGUUUGAAAUGCAGGAUGCAGAUUCGCUCUAUGCAGUCAACGUUGUAUCGAGCACGCCAGACAUCCAUGUGUGGGAGACCGAUUCAAGGCUCACAUUCGUUGGCGAUGCAAUCCAUGCAAUGAGCCCAACAGGUGGGUCAGGCGGGUUGACAACGAUUCAAGAUGUGGCAGAUCUGUGCGAUGCUCUCGUCGACGCCGGCUUUGGGACGAAAGUAAUAGAUCCAGAGAAAAGUAAACAGUGCCUGCAAAAAUACGAGAAUAAGAUGCGAGUAAGGGCCAAAGCCGCUCUGGAGCGGAGUUAUCGAGGAGGCAAGGCAAUCUGGGCAGGACAAGAAUGGUACGAGUAUGAUUAUGCCAAGUCAUAG